Molecule: messenger RNA, 1313 nt
Organism: Aphanomyces astaci
Lineage: Eukaryota; Oomycota; Saprolegniomycetes; Saprolegniales; Verrucalvaceae
Exons: 1
Coding region: 18-1139 (373 amino acids)
Biological process (GO): proteolysis
Molecular function (GO): aspartic-type endopeptidase activity
Source: RefSeq, a predicted model, not a curated record
GCAAUCUCCUCGCCGAAAUGAAGAUCGCCGUGUGUGCUUUGGGAUGGCUGGCCGCGUCUGUGGCGGCGGUGACCUUUCGCGUUCCCGUGACAAAGCUGGACGAUGCGCAGUUCGUCGAGGGGUACCUGAAGGGUCAACGACUCAAGGCCCCUCGUGUGUGGGACCCCACGGGCCUGACGUUGGAGGACCACGGCAGUGUCGUGAUUGAGGACUUUGGCAACGCGCAAUACUUUGGCGAGAUCUCCUUGGGCACCCCUGGACAAAAGUUCAACGUGGUGUUCGACACAGGGUCGAGCAAUCUGUGGGUCCCCAACAGAUUGUUUGGCACGCAUCACGUGUACAACCACAAGGAAUCGUCGACGUACAAGCCCAACGGCACGACGUUCCACAUCCAGUAUGGAAGUGGGCCGGUGUCGGGCUUUCUGUCGCAGGACACGCUCCAGUUUGGCGGGUUGACCCUCACGGACCAGUUCUUUGCCGAAAUCAACGUGACUAAGGGACUCGGGCCCAUGUACUACCUCGGCCAUUUCGACGGCAUCUUCGGGCUCGCGUUCGACUCGAUCUCCGUGGGCCACGUCAAGACACCGUUCCACCGGCUGCUGGACACGCUGGACAAGCCCGUGUUUGCGUUCUACUUGGGCGACAACCAGCCGGGCGAACUCACGUUUGGCGAGCUCGACCCCAAGCAUUACAAGGGCGACAUCACGUACGUCAAGCUGUCCAGUGCUACGUACUGGCAGAUCCCGGUCGACAGCAUCAAGGUGGGCGGCAGCGAAGUGUCUGGCCCGACGCAAGCGAUCGUGGACUCGGGUACGUCGCUGCUGGCGGGGCCCAAGGCGCUGGUCAAGUCGCUAGCCAAGCAAGCGGGCGCCCAUCCAUUCAUCAUGGGCGAGUACUUGAUUCAGUGCGACUCGCCUGGCCCGGCCAUCAGCUUCACGCUGGGCGGCAACGUGUACACGCUGACCAAGCAGGACUAUAUCAUCCGCAGCGGUCCCAUCUGCCUCUUUGCGUUUGUCGGGCUCGACAUCCCCAGCGGACCGCUUUGGAUCCUCGGCGAUGUGUUCAUGCGCAAGCAUUACACCGUCUUUGAAUGGAACACCAACGGCACGUCUCGCGUAGGGUUUGCAGACGUCGCAUAACGAAAUAGCAAGCAGCAUCACAAGUUGUUGAUACUAACUACUAUAGUAAUGACUGAACUCUGACUUUACUCUUAGUUACUGGAACAUGCCAACGUGACGAAACGAGUAAGGUUACUAGUUAGCGGAGAUUCUAUAGAAAGUAUGUAAACAAGUAACAGUGGUUGAAGAGGUAAA